Messenger RNA from Xenopus tropicalis (tropical clawed frog), 2009 nucleotides. It is a transcript of the gene fam161b, whose product is annotated as FAM161B, centrosomal protein. The transcript has 9 exons. The record is from RefSeq and is a predicted model, not a curated record. Lineage: Eukaryota; Metazoa; Chordata; Amphibia; Anura; Pipidae. Gene Ontology annotation, cellular component: cytoskeleton. Bases 129 to 1826 code for a protein of 565 amino acids.
CCCUAUCACGUACCGCCUACAUGUAACACCACACUAUUGGCAACUGCCCGGCUCGAAAAUGGCUCCACAGUGCUUCCGUUUGGCAGUGUCGGAAAUAACGUUUCAUUCACCAUAGCAACGACUUGCCAAUGGAAACCCGAGGAGUCGCUAUUGGGAGGUGGAAAAACAGCAUCGGGAACCCUCAACAUCUAGAUUCUAUGGACUGGAAUAAUCAAGUGAAUGGAACUGAAAAUCUCUUUAGUCGUGUGGCCAAAUUAAUGGAUUAUGUGGAUCAUGAAGAGGACAAUUAUAAUUCUGAGCAGGACUUGCAAGAAAAACUGCAAGCACUUAAGAUUAGGAACGGGCUCUAUUUGUCGGAGUUAAACAGUCUUUAUCAGGCUUAUUCAAAGACCUCACAGACCAGUAAAGACUUUGCACUUGAAGAUAUAUUUGCAAAUAAUGAAACUUGUAAUCGUGUGCCCAAAUCUCUAAAAGCAUCUGAUAAUGUAGAGCAGAAAGCCCCAAAAUCUAAAGAAGCUACAAAAGCCCAUGACUUUGAAGUCACAGUGCCUAGGCCAUUCCAAAUGACUCUGCGAGAAGCAGACAGGAAGAUUAAACUCAAUUUAGAUGCCUUUUGCAACAUGGACACCACCAUAGAUACUGAGAGUAUGGAAGAUCCAGAAUGCCUGAAACAGUUCCGUGCUCAGCCAGUUCCAAGUAAGGUAUUUAUGCCUCUGUACGAUGAGUUGGUGGAGGAACAUGAGGCCAAGAGAAAAGCCCACAUCUUAAAAAGAAAAGAACUCCUGUUAUCCACACAAAAGCCAUUUAGGUUUCUUACAAAGGAAGAAGAAAGAAAGAAGAAAACAGUACUAAGAUCUGAAACAGCACCUCCGGGACAACAACAACAGCAGCGUAUCAAAUGUAAUUCUUACAGAACUAUUCUUGAUCCAGCACUCAGUGACAAACUAAAAGAGACUGAAUUACUGAGGAAAAUCAACAGUCAAAUUAGAGCCAAAGAUAUGCUUGAAAAUUCAGCAGCUCCUAUCCCUGUGACCAGGAGAGAAAGAGACCCACAAACAAGUACUUUGCUAAAAACAAAACAAGAACAUCUGGGGUACUUGCAGCAAAACCUCACUUUCCAACCUAACAUAAAUACAGCAGUUCCUGACUUCCAAAAACUCUAUAAAAUGUUCCAAAGGGAAUCACUGCUGAAUCAGAAUGUAAAAGAACCCACCCGAAAUAAGCCAUUCACCUUGCACACCUCAAGACGGUCUGAACAAAGGAAACAGAGGCAAACACCUAUGGAAGCUUCAGCUGAUUCCAAGACACCAAGCAGAAGCAUUUCUAACAUGGACCUAUCCAGCCUGUCCCUAAAUACACUUCCUGUAUACAUAACAGACAGCACCAACAGGAGAAAAUUGGCGAUAAGGUCUUCAUUAGAAGAAAAACACCAUCAAAAUACUAAAAGUGCUGAAUGGUCAAAGAAGCAGAAGAAGAAGGGUCAAUUGACACAACGAUCCCUCUCCAGACGAGCAAAAGCACUUGAUCCUCACCUGUCACUUGCAGAUACAAUCAAGGAUAAGCUGAAUUACAAUCGCCAAUCAGAUCUAAGGAGAGCAAAAGAAUACAGGGAGGAGCUGGAACAAAUGAAAAGCAGAGUGAAAGAAAGACCAUACCUAUUUGAACAUGUCACAAAGAGAAAUGCAGUGAAGAAGGUAGAGCAGAAAUUUAAAUGCACAUUGCAAGAGGCUGGGAUAACAGAGGAGUUUGUGCAACAUAAAGGAGGAGUCCAUGAAAAUGCAACUAAAAAGGAAUCAAUCCAAGAAGAAACCUGGGAGGAACACUAGCAGAAUUGCUGACUGCAGAGCUUGACUGUUUAAAAAAUUCAGCAGAAAGAUGAAAUUCAUUAAGAAGUGGUUUGCUGUUUAGGAAUUCAUAUUUGUGAACUUAUCUAUAUUGUUAAAAAUGCAUUAAUUAACUACAUGUUGCUGACACAAGUAAUUUACUAUAAAGUUAGAGGUUGUUCUAAA